Molecule: messenger RNA, 447 nt
Organism: Guyanagaster necrorhizus
Lineage: Eukaryota; Fungi; Basidiomycota; Agaricomycetes; Agaricales; Physalacriaceae
Product: G10 protein
Exons: 5
Coding region: 1-447 (148 amino acids)
Biological process (GO): mRNA splicing, via spliceosome
Cellular component (GO): spliceosomal complex; nucleus
Source: RefSeq, a predicted model, not a curated record
AUGCCAAAGAUUCGGACUACGCGAACCAAGAAGCCUCCAGAGGGCUACGAAGAAAUUGAAGCGGUUCUCGAUGACUAUGCAAAGAAAAUGCGGGACGCCGAAAACGAAACUCAUGAAGGCAAACGGAGAGCCGAAUCACUGUGGCCUAUCAUGCGUAUCUCUCAUACUCGAUCUCGAUAUAUCUAUGAACUCUAUUAUAAACGAGAAGCUAUCUCCAAGGAGCUCUAUGAUUGGUUAUUGAAGGAGGGUUAUGCUGACGCAAACCUCAUUGCCAAGUGGAAGAAAACUGGCUACGAAAAGCUAUGUUGUAUCCGGUGUAUUCAGACAAAGGAUAUGAAUUACCAAGGUUCAACUUGCAUAUGCAGGGUUCCAAAGGCACAGGUUCGAUCAGGCACUAUAGUUGAAUGUGUUCAUUGUGGAUGUCGUGGUUGUAGUUCGGAUUCUUAA